AUGUCCCAAGCAAAGAACAACCCCGCCGACCACCCAUUCAUCUAUAUCAACGGCGAGCCCCACGAACAUAAAAAUAGGGUUGCCGAGGAGCUGCAGCGCUUGCUCCCUCAGUCAGGGGUCCUCGAUAUGAAUAUGACCGCAGGCUUGGAGCUCGGCAAGGCCGAGGAAGCAGCGCACCAAGAACAUCUUUUGGAGAUGUCAAAGGAAUGUCGUCGCGUGGCAUUGGAGUACGUCGCCACGCAAGACUCCCGACCUCAUCUCACUUGCAUCUUCGCCAACAGGCGCGCUCCUGACGCGUAUGAGUUAUCGAUCAAGAGAGAGAUUCAGGCGGCGGCGCGCAAGCGUGGAUCGCCUUUCAUCUCGGUCAUUCUCGACCCGAGAAAGACUGGCGCACAGAAAGCGACAUCUUCCUCCCGGGAUGAAGUGUCGAACCCCGGGAUCGGUGUGAAUUGUGCGACUGCCAUUGGAGGCGGCUGGUUGAAGUUCUCCGACGAGCCAUCUGCUUUGGGUGAUCAGGCGAAGCAGGCGGCGGAGAGGAUCAAGGCUCACGUCGAUCGUUGUCAGCGAGAGGGCAACGCGCAACCUCCUCAAGCGUUGAUUUAA
Messenger RNA from Emericellopsis cladophorae, 603 nucleotides. RefSeq lists its product as uncharacterized. Bases 1 to 603 code for a protein of 200 amino acids. The transcript has 3 exons. Lineage: Eukaryota; Fungi; Ascomycota; Sordariomycetes; Hypocreales; Bionectriaceae. The record is from RefSeq and is a predicted model, not a curated record.